UAUUUAAGAAUUCUAAACUUUCAAAACGUUCCUAUUUUACCUGGGAUUAUACACAUAACCAUAUAGAAAAGUAUAAUCACCUUGGUAAGCCGGUGGAUGCUGUUAGCCCUAUUACAGGAGACAGGUUGUUCAAAGAUGACAUUUUUCUCAAUGACCCUGGUAGUCCGAUAGAAUAUGACCCAGUGUUUAGAGAAUAUUAUUUUCGUUUAGAUAACCAAUCUCAAAUUAUCACUUUCGCUUUCUGUCCUUGGUGUGGAAGCAAACUACCGAAAGAACUCCGCGAAGAACUUUUUAACGCCUUAAAGAUGGCAUGUGGUAGGGAGCCGCAAAAAGCCUCCUUUUGCGGCUGGG
This is a messenger RNA of Ambispora leptoticha, 351 nucleotides long. Lineage: Eukaryota; Fungi; Glomeromycota; Glomeromycetes; Archaeosporales; Ambisporaceae. The record is from the annotation of a GenBank genome assembly.